Fundulus heteroclitus (mummichog) is the source of this 1872-nucleotide messenger RNA. RefSeq lists its product as uncharacterized. The transcript is spliced from 5 exons. The coding region runs from base 397 to 1134 and encodes 245 amino acids. NCBI's taxonomy places the organism in Eukaryota, Metazoa, Chordata, Actinopteri, Cyprinodontiformes, Fundulidae. The record is from RefSeq and is a predicted model, not a curated record.
CUCCCCGCUCACUUAUUCACCAUCCUUUCUCACUCACGCUGUGUGCCAUUCCCUCCCUCUCCCUUCUUACACUUCCUCAAAGUGACCAGAGCUCCUCUCCUAUCCUCUCCUCAACCUAUUCACCUCAACAGAUUUUUUUACUGGUUUUGCCUAAAACCUGCCAUAAUCCCAGGCCAGCAUUUUUUAUUUUCCCUGAGCUUUUUGUUUUAUCUUAUUUAUUUAAAAUUUUUUCAAUCAUUUCUUCUUCACCUUUUUUUGGUGAGAGAGGUCGUGGUCCGUUAUUCCUCUCUCUCUUUCUGGUUUGCAUCCCUGGAGCGUGCGAGGUCUCUCUGACUUGAGUCUCCGACGUUUUUUUUUUUGGCAGGGGAAAAGUGCGUAGAAGAACUUCCCGCCACAAUGAAAGUUCAUCUGCUGCUCCUGCUGGCCCUUGCCGGCCCUCUCUGCUCUUUCACACGUGCAAGCCCCACAGUGAAACCAACAAGUGGAGACAUAGAGACCCCAAUUACUGAGACAGCUACAUCAGUUCAUAUCAUCACUGGACCUCCUCCCUCCAGCCCAAAAAGUCUCCCUGAAGUUGCCAUGGUCAGUACUGCUGGCCCAGUAACUGUACCUGAGGACCCUGCAGAUGUCUCUACUGUAACACCAGAUCUGGCCACUUCAACCAUUGCAGUACAGGCCCACAUCACCACCGCGGUUGCUUCCACUGUGGACGCCACAGCUUCUGAUGAGAAGACCUCACCUCCUCCCGUGACUACUGCAGCUGCUGUUCUCAAAACCACAAGUCUUGAUGAGAUCGAUGGACCCUCAACUGCAGCAGGGACUGAAGUCCUGCCUGGUCCUACACAGUCCGGGGACCCAACUGAUGCGAGCGAGAGCAGCAGCAUAGGUGAAAAAGUGGAAAUUGAAGAUGACAUGGAAGAGGGUCUGAGCACUGGACAAAUAGUGGGGAUUGUGAUUGGUGCCAUUGUGGCAGUGGUUAUUGUCACUGCUGUGGUGAUUGCAAUGUUGAGGAAGAUGGGCAAAUACUCGUCUACCAAGAGCAGAAAACCUGCAAAAAAAGACAGCGUUGUUGUCUCACCCUUGAGGAAAAAGUCCACCAAGCAGCACGAGCGCGCAAAGUUCUGGAAAUCCUAAACUACUGAACUGUGACAUUGAGUUUUUGAUGAUUGAAAUGAGCACAAUGCCAGAACUAGACUAAUCUUAACGCUGGACUUGAAAUGAUGACAAACCAAGGGGUGCAGGGAGGGUUGGGUGUGUUGAUGUAAAUGUAUAGAGUGUGUACUGUAAUGUAUGUGAGACAAAAGGGGUGCACAAGCCGACAUCUUCGUUUUUCCCCUGCUUACCGCCCCGAAAUUAAGGAGCUGCUGAUAUCAAAAGCUUUCUCUUCCCUCAUUGUUCCACAUGUGAAAAAAAAAACAAGGGGACAGCAAAACUGAUAUAAUUCUUUUGUUGUGCUUAAAUGCAAUUUUCUUGAUAAAAGAGUAAAGAAACAAUUAUCUGACAUCAGAAGGAAGACAUGUCUCUCUGUCAUAGUGAAGUAGGCAACCAAAAUUACUGUCGAGAGCAUGCAAAUGGAGAAAUAUCUCAAAUACACAAGGAGGAUUGGGGGGGGGGGGGGAUUCUGUUUAAAUCCACAUGAUCUAUGUAUGUAAAUAUUUAUAUAUAUAUAAAAUGCAGUGGCACUACUAGAUAGAGCAAACAACGUUCUCAUUUUCUUGCAGUUGCAUAGACUAGCGUUUCCUAAUAUUCAGUACCUAGUAGGAACAGGCAAUCAUAGCAUAUUGUUGUACAGUGCCAUGAAAAAAUACAUGCCUCCUUGGAGUUUUUUUUUUUUGUACUUAAAUGUUGCAAUAAAUGGUAAUUGGUCUUUUA